This is a messenger RNA of Perkinsus marinus ATCC 50983, 2967 nucleotides long. RefSeq names its product Neutral alpha-glucosidase C, putative. Gene Ontology annotation, biological process: carbohydrate metabolic process; N-glycan processing. NCBI's taxonomy places the organism in Eukaryota, Perkinsozoa, Perkinsida, Perkinsidae. Gene Ontology annotation, molecular function: alpha-glucosidase activity. Bases 15 to 2828 code for a protein of 937 amino acids. The transcript has 29 exons. The record is from RefSeq and is a predicted model, not a curated record.
AGUUGGUUUAUCCCAUGAACGCACUCCUCUUUUUCUUCGUUCAUUCCAUCAUCGGCACGGUAGUGGCUCAGAGAGCGUCGAGGAGGACCUGCAGUCAGACAAGUUUCUGUCGGCGCUAUCGUGACUGGAUAAGCCUAUCCGAAGAAUUGAGGACUACUUACUAUAUCCCUCCGGGUCCUCUAAGCAGCAGCUCAAAGGGCACAUUCAAUGCUACCGUUAAAAUCAGCGCACUCGGUGACCAAGGACCCGAUGCUUUCCAAUUGCAGUUACGCUUCUAUGUGGACGGGACUGUCCGGUUCACAAUGGAUGAAAACCACGCUUACAUUGGCUGCGUUAGAAACAGGUACGUUAUUCCUUCCGGGGAUGUUAUUCAAGACGACAGCAUGGCGCUCGCCGGAGACAUCAAGUACACCUACAACCCGAAGGAGAAGUCGUCCACCUUCCAAGUCGGAAAGUCGCUCACUGUGGUAUUGAUGCACGAGGACGUGGUAUUGACAAUUGCUGUCGACGGUCACGUUGUACAGACAGUCAAUAGCAAGAAGCACUUGGUGAUCGAGGGCACCCGGACCGCAUACAACGACAAAUGUCCCUACAACUUGUCGGCUAGUGAAGACGUGAAGUACAUCGAUCCGGCUUGCUCUCCCGGAACGCAUGACGGCAGCUGGGCGGAGGAAUACGGGGGGAAGAUUGAUUACAAACCAUAUGGUCCGUCGUUGGUGGGUAUCGACAUUUCGUUCUCGGAUGUUGAGGCUGUCUACGGCCUACAGGAGCGCGGCACUACUUCCUCUAAGCUAGAGUCAGGCGGAACAAGCGAUCUGGGUCUGUACAGGUUCUUCAACUUGGACUUUGGGGCGUAUCCAGUCGAUGGGGACAGAAACCAUGGAGCGAUAUAUGGAUCUAUCCCGACACUCACCGCUGUGCAGAAGAAUAGAAGCAACACACCCUUCGUCUCAUCUCUGCUGUGGGUUAAUCCAUCAGACACUGCAGUGGCCUUGAGUGGAUGUUGUGGAGAUUUGUCAACUAUUUUCGUCUCCGAGUCCGGUGUUAUCGAUCUAUUCCUCUUCCCUGGCAUGAAGCCUCAAGAAUUCUCGACUGCAUAUCAUCAUACGACCGGGUUGCCCGCCCUCCCACCACUCUUCGGUUUAGGAUUCCAUCGCAGUCGGUAUGCUAUAGAGAGCCAGCAGUAUACUGAAGAACUAGCGGCCAACUACACUCGGUUAGGAUUCCCGGUUGACGUUUUUUGGCUGGGAAUCGAACACACUAAAGGGAAGAUGUACUUCACAUGGAAUGAAACGCUCUUCCCGGAUCCAAAGAAGAUGUCGGAAGAUUUACGAGCCCAAGGAAAAGAGAUGGUAACCAUCACGGACCCUCAUAUAAAGGUCUCGAAAGAUUACCUCGUUUUUACUUCUGGUGUUGAGGAGGAUGUAUUCGUGAAGGAGAUCGAUCGCGGGCAACGUAAGCCCAGGGAGAAGAUUUUCGAAGCGCAGGCCUCACCUGGGCUGAGCGCAUGGCCGGACUUUACGAGCGCUAGAGUUCGAGAUUGGUGGGGAAGGUUUUUCAGCCCGAACGGCCAGAACGACGACUUCUAUGGGUGGAAUGACUUGAACGAGCCCAGUGUUCGUGAUGUACCCGAGAAAACGAUGUACCGGGAUCUAAUCCACUCUGAGGGGACUGAGCAUAGGGAUGUUCAUAACUUAUACGGUCAUUAUUUCCGCUGGGCAUCUUUCGAAGGUCAGCGUCUUCAUCGCUUUCCAGGCAAACGUCCAUUUGUGCUCACGCGUAGCGUUUUUGCUGGGAGCCACAGGUUCGGCCCCAUGUAUACCGGGGAUAAUGUUGCUCAAUGGAAUAACCUCCAAGCUGUGAUACCCAUGACAACGGCCUUGGCCGCUACUGGAGGGUUCUCAUUCACGGGCUCGGACAUCGGUGGCUUCUCCGGACAUCCGGAUGCCGAACUCUACACCAGAUGGUCCCAGCUCGGCGCGGCCACCAGUGCUUUCUUCAGGUUACAUUCGGACAUUCAUUCCCCCCAGAGAGAUCCCUGGUUGUACGAUCAACAUACACUCAAUCGCCUUAAAAAUGCAACGCUGGAAAGAUAUAGGCUUUUGCCGUACUGGUAUCACGCCUUUGCUCGAUAUGUCUAUUAUGGUGAGCCUGUUAUCCGUCCGCUUUGGUACGUCUACAUCGACGACCCAAACACGUAUAAGUGUAGCACUACUGGAUGUGAUUCCAUCAUCGACCAACAGGUGCUAAUUGGCGCUGAUAUUAUGGUGCGCGGGGUAGUAGAGAAAAGCGUGAAAAAGGUGAAAGUUUAUUUCCCUCGACACACUCAGUGGUACAGCACUGCUGGGAAGCUCAUGACAAGCGGAUGGCAAGAUGUUGAUGUGACCAUGGAUGAUAUUCCGCGUUACUUCCGCGCUGGCAGCAUCAUACCGCGAAAAGAUACUUACCGCAGCUCGAGUAGGUUAAUGAUUGAGGACUAUUACUCUAUCUAUGUCUACCCGCGUCCUUCGGACUACUCUGCUGAGGGCUACGCGUAUACAGAUGAUACCGUGAGCUAUGACAGCACUGACGACGACAAGCAUAACUUCUGGAAACUAACAUUUAAAGACCGCGAACUGAAAGUAUCCCCUGGCGGAGGAAGCGGUCACUUCGACUUUUGCAUCUACAAAAUUAUCAUUAUAGGACAAAAUCAAGCCGGAAGAUUUGAUGACGUCACUAGAUUGACGUGGGACGUCGGGCAUGAAGGAGGAGAAACAAUAAUGAAGAUUCCUCCGGAGCUUCGCUGCGUGCCCUCUUGCACAGCCCGAGUCUUCAAUAUCACCCAGUGAGGAAUCUAUCGACCGGCGGCUUAGUCCACCUCGAUCCUCGGAUUUUUAUCGCUUUUUCGGAGGGAGUCUAAAUAUUUAUGGUUGAUGAUUUUUUGAUACGAGUCCAUGACACUCGAGACCUCGCAAUCUCCACACAAGA